Messenger RNA from Oncorhynchus nerka (sockeye salmon), 4290 nucleotides. RefSeq names its product cytidine monophosphate N-acetylneuraminic acid synthetase a (gene cmasa). The coding region runs from base 135 to 1430 and encodes 431 amino acids. The record is from RefSeq and is a predicted model, not a curated record. Gene Ontology annotation, molecular function: N-acylneuraminate cytidylyltransferase activity. The transcript is spliced from 8 exons. NCBI's taxonomy places the organism in Eukaryota, Metazoa, Chordata, Actinopteri, Salmoniformes, Salmonidae.
AUGAUCAGACUCACGUUACAAAUGCUGGUUAACAAUCCAAUACAUUUAGUUUAGAUUGUUUCACAAAAGUAGUGCGCUAGUCUUUUACUAGUCCCGUAUUAGCAGACCAAUAUUGACGUCAUCAGCACAGGCAAAUGGCUGCUGCAAGAAAACGUACGCUAUCUGGAUUUGAAGAUGUGAUUGAUGGAAAAACAACGAUUUUCAAAGACAGCGGCGAGAAGAUACACGUUGCAGCCCUGAUCCUAGCUAGGGGAGGCAGUAAGGGGAUCCCCCUGAAGAAUAUAAAAGUUCUGGCCGGUGUCCCGCUCAUCGGAUGGGUUCUGAGAGCUGCGGUGGAUUCCAAACAGUUUGACAGUGUGUGGGUAUCAACUGAUCAUGAUAACAUUGAGAAGGUGGCCAAGGCAUGGGGAGCUCAGGUUCACCGCAGGAGCCCAGAGGUGUCCAAAGACUCCUCCAGCUCUCUUGACACUAUCCAGGAAUUUGCCCGAUUAAACCCAGAGGUGAAUGUGAUCUGUCACAUCCAGGCUACGUCUCCCUGCUUGCACCCCUUCCACCUGAAGGAGGCCCUGGAGUUGAUCACCAAUCAGGGCUUCACGUCUGUCUUCGCCGUGGCCCGGCAACACCACUUCCGCUGGCAGGAGGUCAAGAAAGGAGGUAGUGUAGCCACCAAGCCACUGAACCUUGACCCGUCUAACAGGCCCCGGAGACAGGACUGGGAUGGAGAGCUGUGUGAGAACGGAUCUUUCUACAUUCAUACCAGAACGACAAUAGAGAAAGGCCUGCAGGGGGGAAAGUUGGCUUACUAUGAGAUGCUGCCAGAGUACAGUGUGGAUAUUGAUGUGGAUAUCGAUUGGCCCGUGGCAGAACAGAGAGUACUGAGGUUUGGUUACUUUGGCCUGGACAAGCCUGAGGCGGUGCGUCUGCUGCUGUGUAACGUCUCCGGCUGUCUGACUGACGGCCGCGUCCUCAUCUCUGUCUCUGGCGAGGAGAUGGUCUCUGUCAACACCAGAGAUACCACGGGUAUCCGCAUGCUGCAGGGAGAGGGCGUGGAGGUGAUCCUGAUCUCGUCCAAUGAGGACCUGACCAAGGCCUUGGCUGACAAGCUGUCCCAGAGAACGGGCUGCGAGGUCAGACAGCUGGGCAAGGACAUCCAGGGCGAGGCCAAAGCCAUGAUGGACGACAGGGAUCUGGGCUGGAAGGAAGUCGCCUAUAUGGGUAACGAUGCACCAGAUGUUGACUGUCUGAACCUGGCUGGGCUGAGUGCAGUACCCCGGGAUGCCCCAGUGGUGGCAAUCAAUGCUGCUAAAUACUCCUGCCACAAUGUUGCAGGCCUUGGGGCUGUGAGGGAGUUUUCGGAACUCAUCCUGCUGCUCAAGAAGAAGGCCAAGUCUCAGAUGGAACAAGACCGCAUCCACAGAGAUACAUUCUAAACUCUAGAAUGUGUUCUAAAGUCACAGAGAUACAUUCUGAACUCCAGAAUGUGUUCUAAAGUCACAGAGAUACAUUCUAAACUCUAGAAUGUGCUCAAACUCUAAUCUGGCUCAGAUCUGUUCUAAACAAAGAGUUGCAUUCUUGAAGCCUGAGUGCCAGUCUGUUUUUACUCGUUUGCCAGCUCCUUGUCAUUCCAAACAUAUUUGGCAUUACAAUUCCAAAAAGAGUUAACUAGAGAGCAGAAACAGACGGGCACUCAGGCUAUUUUAUUCUAGACUAUCAGACAAACCUAAACCUGUGCCAAAGAUUAGGCUAAAUGACCUUGAAGCUUAUUGACAAUCCUCAAUACUUUCUCUGGAGUAUUUACUCACUUUCAGGCACGUAGCUCAAGUUGAGGUGUUUUUUUACAGGUUGUCAGAUCGAGGUAGUUUUAGUUUUACAGGUAGUGUUGACAAAUACAGUCAGUGUGUGUAUAGAUAUAUAUUAGUAUAUACACUGCAUGCACAAUUUAGGCAAGUGAGUAUUCUGAUAUUAUUUCAAUGCACAUUUUCCAACUCCCAAACUAUAUAAACUUGAAUGCUUAUUGGAUUGAAUUAUAUUUGUGUAAUGAGGGAGGAUGUGGCGAAAGUGAAUAACACCUUAUAAACUCAGCAAAAAAAAGGCAGUCCUCACUGUCAACUGCGUUUAUUUUCAGCAAACUUAACAUGUGUAUGAACAUAACAAGAUUCAACAACUGAGACAAACUGAACAUGUUCCACAGACAUGACUAACAGAAAUUGAAUAAUGUGUGUGUGUGGGGGGGAUCUGGUGUGGCCACCAGCUGCAUUAAGUACUGCAGUGCAUCCCCUCCUCAUGGACUGCACCAGAUUUGCCAGUUCUUGCUGUGAGAUGUUACCCAACUCUUCCACGAAGGCACCUGCAAGUUCAGUCUGAGCACUGAAGGAGGGAUUGUGGGUUCCUGGUGUAACUCAGGCAGUUGUUGUUGCCAUCCUGUACCUGUCCCGCAGGUGUGAUGCUCAGAUGAACCGAUCCUGUGCAGGUGUUGUUACACGUGGUCUGCCACUGCGAGGACGAUCAGCUGUCUGUCCUGUCUCCCUGUAACGCUGUCUUAAGCGUCUCACAGUACGGACUUUGUAAUUUAUUGCCCUGGCCACAUCUGCAGUCCCCGUGCCUCCUUGCAGCAUGCCUAAGGCACCCUUUACAAUGUUUAAACCCUUACAAUGAAGAUAUGUGAAGUUAUUUUGAUUGUUACGAAUUAUCUUUGACAGACAGGGUCCUGAAAAAAGGGACAUUUCUUUUUUUGCUGUGUUUAUCAAAAGGUGUGCAUAAUUAUUAGGCAGCUUCAUUACCUCAGGUAAAAUGGGCCAAAAAAAAAGAGAUGUAACUGACACUGAAAAGUCCAAAAUUGUAAAAUGCCAUUCAGACAGAUGCAACAUUCUUGAAAUAGCUAAACUAUUGAAGGAAUGACCACCGGACAAUCAAACGGUUCGUUUGCGAAUAGUCAACUGGGGCGCAAAAAAACGCAUGGAGGAGAAAAGGUGCAAAUUAACUGAAAAAGACUUGAGAAUAAUUAAACGUCAAGCUAACACGAACCCACUCUCCUCCAGUUGCCACCAUAUUCCAGAACUGCAACCUACCUGGAGUGUCCAGAAGUACAAGGUGUCAAGUGCUCAGAGACAUGGCCACGGUCAAGAAGGCUGAAACACCACCACCACUGAAUAAGAUUCACAAGUUGAAGCGUCAAGAUUGGGCAAAGAAAUACCUGAAGACAGGUUUUAGGGUCAGAUUAAAUGAGUGACUGUUGAUGGACCAGGUGGAUGGGCACGUGGCUGGACCAGUAAUGGACACAGGGUGCCACUUCGAGUCAGGCACCAACAAGGUGGAGGAGGGGUACUGGUAUGGGCUGCCAUCAUUAAGGAUGAGGUAGUUGGACCUUUUUGGGUUGAAGAUGGACUGAAACUCAACUCCCAAACCUGCUGCCGGUUUCUGGAAGAUUCUUUCUUCAAGCAGUGGUACAGGAAGAAGUCCUCAGCAUUCAAGAAGGCCAUGAUCUUUAUGCAGGACAAUGCUCCAUCACCUGCAUCCAAGUACUCAACUGCUUGGCUAGCCAGCAAGGGCCUCAAAGAUGCCAGAAUAAUGACCUGGCCCCCUUCCUCACCUGACUUAAAUCCUAUUGAGAACUUGUGGGGCCUUCUCAAAUGUGAGAUUUACAGUGAGGGAAGAGAAUACACCUCUUUGAACAGCAUUUGGGAGGCUGUGGUUUCUGCUUCAGUGAAGUUGAUCGUGAACAGAUCAAGAAACUGACAGACUCCAUGGAUGGAAGGCUCAUGACAGUUAUUGAAAAGAAGGCUAGUUAUAUUGGUCACUGAAAGGCCAAAAAUGUUAUUUGUCGUUGUGUGUUAUGUUACCCUUACUCUAAAAACAGAGAAUUAACAAGUUGGGAGAAAUUAUUUUUGUAAUUUAAUAAUUCUGCACACUUAUAUAUUCCCCUGAGAAAGACAACUCACUUUUCCUUUGUUAAACAUUCAGGUUUGAGGUUCAAUAACAUUUGAUUGACUGAGAGCGUGGCGUUUGUUCAACAAUAAAAUGAAUCCUGAGGAAUACAAUUAGUCUAAUAAUUGUGCACGCAAUAUAUAUAUAUAUAUGACAUUAAUUUGUAGGCGAUUUUGAUUGUUUUUCUCACAACUUUUUAAUUUUGUCUUAAUGUUUUUUGAACGUAGUAUGACAUUGAUUUGAGUUGCUUUGAGAUUCUUGUUGGGUUGGUUGUUAACUUCCGUAGUGUAUUUUGCUUGCAAUUUGUUUGUGAAAUGCUGUAUGAUGUACUCAUAAAUGAAAAGAAAACAAAAUAAUUGUAAUUUG